AUGAGAUCGGUCUCCCUUCUUACCCUCGCCACGGCGGCUCUCAGCAGCACCGUCACCGCCAUCAGCGUCACCGGAGCCGCAGAAGGAUUCGCUAAAGGCGUAACCGGUGGUGGCAGCGCCGACCCCGUCUACCCGGACUCCAUCGACGAGCUGGUCUCGUACCUUGGGGACGACCAGGCGCGUGUCAUUGUCCUCACCAAGACCUUCGACUUCACCGGCAGCGAGGGCACAACGACCGAGACCGGCUGCGCACCCUACGGAACCGCCUCCGGGUGCCAGGUCGCCAUCAAUCAGAACGACUGGUGCACGAACUAUCAACCUGAUGCUCCAUCCGUGUCUGUUACAUAUGACAACGCCGGUAGCCUCGGUAUCACUGUCAACUCCGACAAGACCAUCCUUGGCCAGGGCGACGCCGGUGUCAUCAAGGGCAAGGGUCUGCGUCUUGUUAGCGGUGUUAGCAACAUUAUUAUCCAGAACAUCGCAAUCACCGACAUCAACCCCCAGUACGUCUGGGGUGGAGACGCCAUCACCCUGAACGACGUUGACCUCGUCUGGAUUGACCACGUUACUACCGCCCGCAUCGGCCGCCAACACAUUGUCCUAGGCACACAAGCCGACAAUCGCGUGACAAUCUCCAACUCCUUCAUCGACGGCGAGACCUCCUGGUCCGCGACCUGCGACGGCUACCACUACUGGGGCAUCUAUCUCGACGGCUCAAACGAUCUCGUCACCCUCAAGGGUAACUACAUCUACCACACCAGUGGACGUGCCCCCAAGGUUCAGGGGAACACGCUUUUGCAUGCUGUCAACAACUACUGGUAUGACAACUCCGGCCAUGCUUUCGAGAUUGGCUCUGGUGGUAUGGUUCUUGCCGAGGGCAAUGUGUUCCAGAACAUCGGCACUGUUGUGGAGGAUCCCAUUGAUGGACAGCUCUUCUCCUCGCCUUCGGCUUCUGCGAACGAGGUCUGCUCGACAUACCUUGGCCGCACUUGUGAGAUGAACGGAUUUGGAAGCUCUGGCACUUUCAACCAGGCUGACACCGACUUCCUCGCCAACUUUAAGGGCAACAACAUUGCCUCUGCCUCUGCCUACUCUGAGGUUGUGGCCAGCGUGUCUGCUUCCGCCGGUCACGGCACCAUCUAA
Molecule: messenger RNA, 1143 nt
Organism: Aspergillus calidoustus
Lineage: Eukaryota; Fungi; Ascomycota; Eurotiomycetes; Eurotiales; Aspergillaceae
Source: the annotation of a GenBank genome assembly